Molecule: messenger RNA, 1973 nt
Organism: Anguilla rostrata (American eel)
Lineage: Eukaryota; Metazoa; Chordata; Actinopteri; Anguilliformes; Anguillidae
Product: deleted in malignant brain tumors 1 protein
Exons: 8
Coding region: 141-1037 (298 amino acids)
Biological process (GO): zymogen activation
Cellular component (GO): plasma membrane
Molecular function (GO): serine-type endopeptidase activity
Source: RefSeq, a predicted model, not a curated record
ACAGGAUCCGACUGACGGUACUGACAUAUCCAAAUCUGUUGUGUUGUGUUAUUUAGAUAGCUUUGAGUGUCGCUGCUUCGCUAUAGGUCGGUAUAGUUGACUGGUGCCGUGCAAACAGAAUAAACUAGUGUCGAGUUGGGAUGCUGACUGACGUCCUCAUUCUGACGCUGGGCAUUACCCUGGCCUUUGGAAAUACGGUCAAUAUGUCCGGCUCACUUCCCGUGAGGCUGGUGGACGGGGGGAUGUGCUCCGGAAGGGUGGAGGUGUACCGCGACCACCAGUGGGGGGCGGUGUGCGGGCACGGCUGGGGCCUGCGGGAGGCCGGCGUGGUGUGCCGGGAGCUGGGGUGCGGCUCGGCCACGGGGGCGAGCCACGGCGCCGCGCCGGGGGGGCGCCGCGGGGUCGUCUGGCACGCCGACGUCCAGUGCUCGGGCCAGGAGGAGGAGCUGGCCCAGUGCCGCGUCCUCGGCUUCUGGAGAGCGGCGGAGGACGGCGGCUGCGCUUACCGCCACACCGCGGCGGCCAGGUGCUCAGAGGAGCUGCACACGCCUGAAAUCUGGUACAACGUGUCCGUGGCGGCGCCGCCGUCCCGCGUGGUGCGGGGCCACGGCUUCAACGUGACGUGCUCCGUCCCGCACCGGUACGCCGGCAGCUCCGUCCAGCUGCGGCUGGUCCGCUCCAACGGCACGGUGCGCCAGGAGGUGCCCGCCCGCGGCCCGUCCGUCACCUUCGCCUUCGCCAGCGCGCAGGCCUCCCACGAGGGCUACUACUACUGCCUGUACCGCGUCCGCCUCGGGGGGCAGGUCUUCGCCUCCCGCGAGAGCCAGCCCCUCCCCCUCAUCCUGGCAGAGCCGGAGCCGUUGCUGAGCGCCAUGGAGCUGAGCUGGCUGGUGUCUGCGGUCAUCUUCGUGGUGGCGGUGCUGGCGAUCGUGGCGGUGGCGUGCAGUCUGCGGAAGAGGAGGCGGCACCGCAGCGAGCUGGAGAGACGCAGCAGGACCUGUGUGGAGAACACGUACACGGCCUUGCCAGUGAAGUAAGGGAAGGACCAGGCAGGCAGAAGCUCCACAGAUCCCAGUCUGGUGUGAGGACCAAUGAGGCUGCAGGGUUGUGUGAUCCCGUAACCCAUACUGAACUGUUAGCGGGCCAGGAUGGAAGAGGACUACAAUUCCCAUAAUGCACCUCUCUCCGCCUAGGAUGGAAAGAGGAACAGAACGUCCUCACAUUGGAAAUGACUAUGGAUGGACAAGGAAGAAAGAAAGUCCAUUGUUACCAGUGCUAAAAGGCUGCACCGAUCACUGAGCACAAAGCACAGUUUUGUCAGUGACUUCGGUUUUUCCGAGAAGAAACGGAAAGCUCGUUGCACUCCCGCCAGCCACUCGGCCCGGUAUUAGCCCAGCACAGCGGCUAACCCGGGACAAUAAAGGACUGCGGCUCCGCUGCGGCACCACGUUAGGACGCAGAAGCACUCCUAGUGACGGGUGCUCCGCUGCGGACGUUUGCCCCAACAACACUCCUCCCUGGGACGGGAUCUUUAAACCCUGGGUCCGCACACCGGCGAAGACCGAAACCAUCGUUCUUAUUUGUUUUAUUAAACAGUGUGACAAACCUUUUCAUCAUUACACUUCAUGAACUUUUUAUGCAUGGGUAAAUGUGUGUGUUUUGUGUGCUUAACUUCAGACCUGAGGCGUAUUGGGCCAUACAGUUCUUUCUUUCAAGUGCUACGUGGUCUCUGAGCUCUUUGGAUUUUGUUUUAAUCUAGUUUUUUGAACACCAGUGAACAGAUUAAUUUGAAAACAGUCCAAAUGUAACAGUCUUCAGUUUUGUGCAGAGAUAACCUUAUUAUCUUGUUACUAAAAUGUUUUAUUUUCAAUUUUAAAAAUCUGAAAUUUUCUUUCCAUUCACUGAGCAUAUGUCCAUAUCCAAGAAAAUCUGCAUACUGUUACCUAGGUCUGAACAACCUACACUCCUGGGCA